UCAAAAUGGCUGACUUCCUGUCUGAUUUCAGGCAUGGCUCCAAGAGGAUUUUUUUUGUGCGUCUUGGGAUGAUACAUGUACCACAAAAGGUUUGUGCAUCUUGGAGAUUCAAUGCGCAGGGGCUGCAUCUUUGAAGGGACACUUCCUUAUUCCAGCAGGUGGUGCUAUGAGGAUGAGUGAAUUUUAACCUGAAGACGUGUUCGGGGCGUGACUCUUAUCAAAUGGUGGACCAUGGUGGAGAGCAGAGGUUAAAACCUGGUGUGAGGAAGUAUCUCUGUGAACUCACACUGGACACAAACACAGCACACACAUACCUCAAACUGUCUGACAACAACAGGAAGGUGACGCUGGUGAGAGAGGAGCAGCCAUAUCCUGAUCAUCCAGAGAGAUUUGACUUCUGGGAACAGCUGCUGUGUAGAGAUGGUCUGACUGGUCGCUGUUACUGGGAGGUCGAGUGGAGAGGAAAAGUUGAUAUAUCAGUGAGUUACAGAGGAAUCAGAAGGAGAGGAGACAUUAAUGACGGCGUGUUUGGAAGAAAUGAUCAGUCCUGGAGUCUGUACUUCUCUGAUUGUCGUUACUCUGUCUGUCACAAUAACAGAGAAACUGUCCUCCCUCUCUCCUCCUCCUCCUCCUCCUCCUCCUCUAACAGAGUAGCAGUGUAUGUGGACUGUCCUGCUGGCUCUCUGUCCUUCUACAGAGUCUCCUCUGACACACUGAUCCACCUCCACACCUUCAACACCACAUUCAACUUCCAGUCCUGUGGUUUAAAUGUUGGUUAACUUUAUGUUAACAUCUGGUUCACUGAUUGUGCCUUUAAUAUCAGAAAUGUGUUUUCUUAGAAAUGGUGAAAUGAUCUCCUCAGCGCUGAACUUGUGUUUAUACUGUGUUGACUUUGCUUUUCACUUUCAUAAAGUUUUCUUGGAGCAGCAUCUAGUUGCUGCUGAUGGCCGCAGAGCUUCUCAUUCACUUUAAUGAAGCUUUAAAGACAGAGUCGAUGUUCAACAAUUAUAUUUGUUAACAUCCUACAUGUUUUUACAAAUAUAAAUCUGUUUUAGUUUGAAAAAUACUGAAUAGAUCACUUAGGCAGCUGGUGUGAAUAAGUUUUUGAAUAUGAGUUCUGGCUAGAGGUUUGUGGUCGGGGUGAAUUUACCUGCAUGGUUGAGGAAAGAAAGUUGUAGCACGAAGUGAUGUGGACAGUGAAGACUAAGAGGAUGAUGAAGACUGGGAGUAAGUAUGACAACAAGACUCAAAUUUAAUUCACUUAAAAUCAAUGGGCUUAUGAUGUGUUUGCUUCCUGUCCAGCAAAAUUACUUUCUGCAAAUUCAUCUGUUUUUUGGAACAGAUCUGAUCUGCUUUGGCUUUAGCUGCUUCUUUAUGUUGCGUUAUCAUGUGGUUUCCUGUGAUAUGUGUUGUGAGGCUGUUCAGAGAGUCUGAGUUCGUCUGGUAGUCUGAGCACCACAGUCCACAAAACUGAAAUUUUUUACCAAUAUUUAUUACUUUUCUGAGUAUGUAUGCAAUAAAAAUGGUGAUCAAUACUACUACUAAACUAGUAAACGCUGUUACCACAUUGUAAAAUUUGAUCAGAGUGCAGAACGUCUGCGCAUGUGUCAGUGUCUGUUAAUUAUUUUUUACUGCUUACACCACAACUAACUACAGACUAUAACUAGAGACUACUGUGGAGGAUCAAGCCUGUUGUCAGUGGUAAUUACAGCUGUUGGCAGUUUGGGGAUCGUCAGAACAAAGCCAAGUUUUGUAAGUAGCCUGUUGACCACUCUGCAAGGUAGUGUAGCAGCUUGAAAAAGCCACUGGUUUAGCAGAUCCCGUAGUGUAACCAGAGCACACAGAGGAAAAGUUGCAGAGUGUGAGAAAAUGAAUCCAACUAGUAGCGUAACAUAGAAAACCAGCUUAGUGAAGCAGAAGGAGUAGAAUCGCAGAGUAGCUGGAGUUAUGCGUAUUAUUUUUGAGCAAGAGAAGCAGCGACAAACACACACACACACACUGACGCAGUGAUUCUUAAUCACUUCAGUAAAGAUUCAAUGACAAAAAUAGAGUCGAUGUUCACAGAUAUAUGUAUUUGUUUAAUGUUUACUUCCUGCUUGUUUUUACAAAUAUAAAUCUGUUGUUUGAAUAUUAAAAAUGUGUUAGAAAGGU
Micropterus salmoides (largemouth bass) is the source of this 2151-nucleotide messenger RNA. Its product is annotated as stonustoxin subunit beta-like. Bases 222 to 779 code for a protein of 185 amino acids. NCBI's taxonomy places the organism in Eukaryota, Metazoa, Chordata, Actinopteri, Centrarchiformes, Centrarchidae. The transcript is spliced from 3 exons. Gene Ontology annotation, molecular function: protein binding. The record is from RefSeq and is a predicted model, not a curated record.